Arabis nemorensis is the source of this 1836-nucleotide messenger RNA. The record is from the annotation of a GenBank genome assembly. NCBI's taxonomy places the organism in Eukaryota, Viridiplantae, Streptophyta, Magnoliopsida, Brassicales, Brassicaceae.
AUGGCGGAUCACCAAGACGACGAAGACCUGAAAUUGGCUUUGAAGAUGAGUAUGCAGUCUAAUCCUCCGGAACCGAAGCGGAGUAAACCCAUAGAAGAAGAAACUGGAUCCGGAUCUCAAUCGGGUGGUUCCUCUGGUGAGUCGCCAGAGGCAAAAAGCCGGCGGUUGCAACGGGAGCUCAUGGCUGCUGCAGCCGAGAAACGAAUGUCGGUAUUGCCUAAGAUCCCUCCGGUUCAGCCCAGAGCUCCGGCUCCACCAAUUACUGUUGCUGAUAAGGAUCGCGAACUUGUGAAGAGCGAUAUACCGUUGGGAUCUGGUGACGGUGAUGGUGAUGCUUCCGGGAGGGAGUUAUCGCCGGAAGAGUCUAAUCAGUUGUUUUCAAUGUUGUUUGGGAAUGAUGUAUCCAAAAGUAUUCUUGCACAGUGGACUAACCAAGGCAUAAGGUUUAGCCCUGAUCCUGAAACUACUAUAGGCUUAGUGCAGCAUGAAGGUGGGCCCUGCGGUGUUUUAGCAGCAUUGCAAGCAUUUGUUCUUAAAUACCUUCUUUACUUUCCGGAUGAAAUAGGUAUAGCUUCCUCAAGUUCGGGUGUCAGGACAUCAUCUAAAAAUCGAUAUGUUGCAUCAGACUCUUUUGCUUCUGUACCAGAAGAAGCAAAAACAAGGGCCCUUGUUAGAAGCAUGUGUGAGAUUCUAUUUAUGUGUGGAAACAAUAACCGCACUGUAAUAGCCACUCUAUCUACUUCUGAGGAUUCAAAUACUAGUCAGAAACAUGAGGCAAUGGCUGGAGGGCUCCCAAUUGAGUCUGCUGCAGAUUUGCAGAAGAUCUUAAGAAUUGAGACAUUCACAACUCAAUCCAGUGCCCUUAAUAAGCUAGAAGGCACAAUAAAUGCUUUCCAAAGUCGCAUGGGGGCUUUGCUAUUCCUUAUUUCUGCUUUACUCUCUCGUGGACUGGAUUCCGUUCAAACCGACAGGGAUGAUCCAAACCUCCCCCUAGUAACUGCACCUUUUGGGCAUGCCUCCCAGGAAAUUGUAAACCUACUGUUGUGUGGAGAAGCGGUUCCUAAUGUGUUUGAUGGAAGGAUUGAUUUUGGAGGCAACAUGUUUCUACAAGGCAUAUCUAAGCAUGUGGAGGUGGGCUUCCUCACGUUGCUCGAGUCUCUCGGUUUCUGCACAGUCGGUCAGAAUCUCAAAUGUCCGAAAUGGCCAAUAUGGGUUAUUGGCAGCGAGUCACAUUACACCGUUCUGUUUGCACUUGAUCCAUCCGUCCAAGAAGAAAACGAACUUGAGCUGAGGGAGUCUCAGAUAAGAAGAGCUUUCGAUGCUAGAGACCAAAGCGGAGGAGGAGGCUUCAUCAGCGUUGAGGCCUUCCACCAAGUUCUUCAGGAAACAAACAUUAGACUCCCAACCGAGAAGCUCAACGAUAUCUGCGCCACGGGGUUCAUCGUGUGGAGCGAGUUAUGGCAAGUCAUAUUGGAGUUAGACCGAAAUUUGGGAGGGAUAAAGGAUUCAACAGGAAUGAUGGGGAAGAAAGUGUUUGAUAUUUAUCACUUCAACGGGAUUGCAAAAUCUGAUAUAAAUGGUGGAGGUCAAGCAAUGGCUGUAGAAAGUGGGGCAGUUCCUACGCAAAGGCCACGGCUCACGAAACUAAGCGUCUCUGUUCCUCCAAAAUGGACACCAGAGGAGUACAUGUCGUCGGCAAUGCCGAGCAGCUCUGAGAAAGACUCAGAAGUGAAUCAGCCGAAACCGGCACAGCAUGCACCGUUGGUGGAUUGUAUCAGAACGCGGUGGUCACGGGCCACUUGUAGCUGGGCUGGAGAUCCUCCCAGUAUAGUCUGA